AUGGGCAAGACUUCACUGCAAAAGCUAAUGCCACAUACCAAGAAAUACUUCUUGGGGGAAAGGAUUGAAAGUUUAACAUUCCCUGCCAUUACAUUGACACAUCUCUUCACCUAUAUCAUAUGUUCGAACCUUUGGGUGUGGAGCACUUGUACUGCACCAACUGGACAAUUGUCAGCAAAGUUCAGAAACUGUUUAGCGACAACUACGAGCAGUCACUACAAUAACUGCUCAUAG
This is a messenger RNA of Dentiscutata erythropus, 234 nucleotides long. The record is from the annotation of a GenBank genome assembly. NCBI's taxonomy places the organism in Eukaryota, Fungi, Glomeromycota, Glomeromycetes, Diversisporales, Gigasporaceae.